AUGGUCGCCCUUUCCGAGGAUGACAUCUCAGACGUCAACACGAUCUCUCGCUUCCUUGCCUGCUCGCAAAUCCCGUCUCUCUGGACGUGUGAUUCUGCUGAUGUUAUAGUCUUUUGCGGCAACGCUAUUCUCCCCAUUGCGCAACACGUAUUCUCAGCACUGGAGGCACGACCUGAACUGACGAGAACACUAGUCAUAUGCGGCGGCAUAGGCCACUCCACCCAGUUCCUGUACGAUGCAGUGCGAGACAGUGAGAAAUUCAGUGCUCUUGCCCGCCAGGCUCAUCAUCUGCCUGAGGCGGCUGUAUACGAGCUAAUGCUCAGACGAUAUUACCCCAAGCUUGCAGAACGCAUCGACGAUGGCGGGACCAAGCUCAUUAUUGAGGACAAGUCUACAAACUGCGGAGCCAACGCCAUCUGUACGCGGCAGGUCCUUGAGCUCCAUGGCAUCGCGAAAAUUGACUCCUGUAUCGUCGUGCAGGAUCCCACCAUGUCACUGCGUACUCUCGCGGCAUUUCAGCACACUUACCAGGAUCUCGCAACCCCACCCCACUUCUUCGCCUGUCCAACCUUUGUACCGAAGGUAUAUCUUGAUCACGACGGAGCAGGCGACCCACGCGUUGUAGCGGACUCCAAUGAGUCAAUGACCAGCAUCGAAUCUGCAGCUCUUUGGGACCACCGACGCUUCUUCGACCUGUUGAUGGGCGAAAUACCUCGGCUGAGAGACGAUGGGAAUGGCUACGGUCCCUGCGGAAAAGACUUCAUUGUCCAUAUUGACAUUCCGGAAGAGGUCGAAACCGCCUGGGCAAGACUCAAGAAGGUUUUAGACUUCAAGCGGUAA
Messenger RNA from Cladophialophora yegresii CBS 114405, 840 nucleotides. RefSeq lists its product as uncharacterized. Bases 1 to 840 code for a protein of 279 amino acids. The record is from RefSeq and is a predicted model, not a curated record. The transcript has a single exon. Lineage: Eukaryota; Fungi; Ascomycota; Eurotiomycetes; Chaetothyriales; Herpotrichiellaceae. Gene Ontology annotation, cellular component: plasma membrane.